Molecule: messenger RNA, 2194 nt
Organism: Oryza sativa Japonica Group (Japanese rice)
Lineage: Eukaryota; Viridiplantae; Streptophyta; Magnoliopsida; Poales; Poaceae
Source: RefSeq, a predicted model, not a curated record
AAACAUCAAGACUACAUACAGAUCGCACACGACCGGUGCGAAAAGAGAUCGAAUCGAACCGAAGCCGAAGUGAGGAGAGCGGCGAGCCCCCGUCGCCGGCGAUGGGCAAGCCGACGCUGCCACCCGUCGUUGUCGUCGUCGUCCUCCUCCUCCUCGUCGUCGUGCUGCCGGCGACGACUUGCGGGGCGGACGCGGGCGGCGGAGGGGAGGCGGAGGAGUUCCAGAUCCCCCGGGACGGGAGGGUGCUGGAGCUGGACGACGGCAACUUCGACGCGGCGGUUCGCGCCGCCGGCCUCCUCUUCGUCGACUUCUACGCGCCAUGGUGCGGCCACUGCAAGCGCCUCGCCCCUCAGUUAGAUGAAGCUGCUCCGGUGCUGGCUGGAUUGAGCACACCCAUCGUAGUUGCUAAGGUGAAUGCCGACAAAUACAAAAAGCUCGGAUCAAAAUAUGGAGUAGAUGGGUUCCCCACUCUGAUGCUCUUUGACCACGGAACCCCAACAGAGUACACUGGUUCAAGGAAGGCCGAUUUGCUCGUUGAGAACCUUAAGAAGCUUGUUGCGCCUGAUGUUUCUGUUCUCGAAUCGGACUCAGCGAUCAAAAGCUUCGUUGAGGAUGCUGGCAUGGGUUUUCCAUUGUUUCUCGGGUUUGGGGUGGAUGAAUCCUUGAUUGUUGAGUAUGGAGCGAAGUACAAGAACAGGGCCUGGUUUUCUGUAGCAAAGGAUUUCUCUGAAGAUAUGAUGGUCUUUUAUGAUUUCGACAAGGUCCCUGCAUUGGUUUCUGUUAACCCAAAGUAUCGUGAGCAGAGCAUUUUCUAUGGCCCUUUUGAUGAUGGAGCCUUCUUGGAAGAUUUUAUACGGAAUUCCCUUCUGCCUUUAGUUGUGCCCAUGAACAGAGAGACUGUCAAGAUGUUGAAUGAUGAUGGGAGGAAAGUAGUUCUUAUGAUUUUACAGGAUGAUGAAUCCGAUGAAAAUUCCCCACGGCUGAUAAAAGUAUUGAGGUCUGCAGCCAGUGCAAACCGUGAUCUAGUGUUUGGUUAUGUAGGAGUCAACCAGUGGGAGGAAUUCACUGAGACUUUUGAUGUUAAGAGCUCAGAGCUGCCAACGAUGAUAGUCUGGGACAAAAAAGAGGAGUAUGAAAUAGUUGAGGGUUCAGAAAGGCUUGAAGAAGGUGACUAUGGGUCCCAGAUUAGCCGUUUCCUUGAGGGAUACAGGGCAGGAAGAACAAUAAAGAAGAAAGUGGGCGAUCGAUCCCCGACCCUGCUUGGUGUGAAUGCGGUGUACAUUCUCGUCUUUCUGGUUGCUGUUCUUGUUCUUCUCAUGUAUUUCUCUGGGCAAGGCGAGGAAGAUCAACGACCAAGACAACGAGCCCAUGAAGAUUGAAGAUGUACAAUAGUGUCAUUCUUGAAAGAUUAAAAGGUCCAAUGAGUUCCUGCGUCUGGUCUGCAGUAGAUGGCUCUUGUGACUCAGAGAGGGGGGUAGCGCGGCAGGGAUUCAGAUUGGGUGACAUAGCAUAGGCAUGUCACAAGGUGACAGCGUAGAUCUCAGCCCUCCAAACCAAAUCCAACGGCUGAGAUUCAUCCACGUCAUCGCGAGUUAAUUUAACUCAUAGGAGUAAAAAUUUUACUGGGAGUAAAAUUUCAGGAGUUAAAAUUUUACUGGAGUUAAAUUUUAACUCGUGAUGACGUGGACGAAUCUCAGCCGUUGGAUUUGGUUUGGAGGGCUGAGAGCAAGGAUAAUGGUGAGCUAAGCAAGCUAUAUACUUAUGUGGAAGAGAGAGAUAAAGAAAAGUAGGGAGUGUUGACUCUCAUGCAAGAGCUAGCUCCACACAAGCUCCAAGAAAUAGGUAUUAAAUUCAUAGUGAGAUAAAGAGAGAGGAUGAAAAAAUAAAGCCAACCUUAUAGCUAACCUAUUAUACAUGUUAGCUUUAACAUUGGCUUAUAGUAAGUAGUGGGCUGUACUACUAAACCUGCUCUGAGAUCUACGCUAUGUCACACUGUGGCAUGCCUAUACUAUGUCAUCCAAUCUGAAUCCGUGCGGCAGAUAGAAUGUUUUCUGAUUUUCAUGGCAUUUAUCUCUGGAGGGUUUCAUCCCAGCAUCUGUCCUGAUAUCUAAUUGUGCCACUUGUCAGUUAUCAACCCCUCACAUUUUUUUUCUUAUUGUGAAGAGAAUAGCUUAUGGAUAUUGUUUUACUUCCA